This is a messenger RNA of Sphaerodactylus townsendi, 3168 nucleotides long. It is a transcript of the gene CLCC1, whose product is annotated as chloride channel CLIC like 1. Gene Ontology annotation, cellular component: membrane; endoplasmic reticulum. Gene Ontology annotation, molecular function: chloride channel activity. The record is from RefSeq and is a predicted model, not a curated record. Bases 349 to 2112 code for a protein of 587 amino acids. The transcript has 14 exons. NCBI's taxonomy places the organism in Eukaryota, Metazoa, Chordata, Lepidosauria, Squamata, Sphaerodactylidae.
UUGGCUAUUUCCGAAGAAGGGCCAGAGGCAUUGUCCAGCCCCUAACGGCGCCAAGCAAACGGAGGUGGUGGCCGGGAUUGUGGAUUUGGGAGACCGAAGGAUAUCCCUCUGGGUUCGUUCUGCGCCUCUUCGCUGCCUGGCUAGCGACGGUUGGAAGAAGAGGCGGCGGAGAUCAAGACUUGUUCUCCCUUGAACUUCUGAGACAAUUGAUUGGCUAAAAAAUACAAAUAAUGAAAGCAACCAGGUUGAUAACUCUGAAGAAUUCUGAACACUGGUUACCCUAAUUACUAAAUUUUACUUUAAAAUAUUACUGAAAACAUGUUAUUCUGCCAUUCUUGGUGAUAGAGGAUGUUGGUUUCUUUGGUGCUGUGUGCUGUUCUGCUGAUUGGAAGUACUGAAAUUCAGAACGAUGAAUGGAUUGAUCCAACAGACAUGUUGAAUUAUGACGCAGCUUCAGGAACAAUGAGAAAAUCUGAUGUGGUGAACCAGGAUGAUUCUGAAAAUAAGAACAUACCAAAAGAGACAGUGGCAGCAGGCAAUCGUUUGGACAUUUCCAAGUGCCAAAUAAAACUAGAUUCAACCAUUCAGAAGCUUGAAGAAUAUGAAAGGAAAGAGAGAACCAAGUUGUAUGAAAGCAAUAGCAUUCAUGUUUUCAAGAGAUACUUGAAUAAGAUUUUAAUUGAAGCAGGAAGGCUUGGUUUGCCUGAUGAUAACAUUGGAGAGAUGCAUUACGAUGCUGAGAUCAUUCUUACAAAACAGACAUUGAAUGAAAUCAACAGAUUUCUUAAUGAAGAGGGUUGGAAAUCAGCUGCUCUGGAUGAUGCACUUAGUGAUAUUCUGAUUAAUUUUAAGCACCAUGAUUAUGAGGCUUGGAAAUGGAAGUUUGAGGAUGUGUUUGGGAUUGAUCCCUACAAUGUCUUCAUGGUGCUUCUGUGUUUAGUGUGCAUUGCAAUAAUUGUUGCUACAGAACUCUGGACGCACAUCGGGUGGCUAACACAACUAAAACGUAUUUUAUUCAUAAGUUUUAUUAUCAGUUUUGGAUGGAACUGGAUGUACUUAUAUAAGGUAGCUUUUGCACAGCAUCAGGCUGAAGUGGCAAAAAUGGGGAACUUUGAUCAUGUGUGUGCUGAGAACAUACAUUGGAGUGAUGGCCUUUUUGAAUGGUUUAGGAGCUCAUGGACAUUCCAGGAUGACCCUUGCCAAAAGUACUAUGAAACCAUAUUAGUAAAUCCUAUUUGGCUGGUUCCUCCAACAAAGGCUUUGGCUGUUACGUUUACCAAUUUUGUAACAGAGCCAUUGAAGCACAUAGGGCAAGGAACUGGUGAAUUUAUUAGAGCCCUCAUGAAAGAGAUCCCAGUAUUGCUACAGCUUCCAGUGCUAAUUAUUAUAGCUGUUGCAGUUUUGAGUUUCUGCUAUGGGGCAGGAAGAUCAGUUACUUCAUUAAGGCAGUUAACCUACCAAGAGAGACAGGAGCCUCCUUCACUCCCACCAAGCAACCAGAAAAGACAAGAACCUAUAGGAUAUCACCAACCAAACGGAGCAGACAGUAGAGUUAACUACUCAGUAGGGUGUACUGAUUGCAUCAAUAGAAGGCCUUGUGACAGAGGAACUUCGAAAGCAAUAAAUGAAUGCCGAAAAUCUCAAGAAGGCAGCAAAAGCAAUAUUGAGAUUUUGCGAGCAUGCGACAUGGUAGAUAUGCCACUUGAAGAGCAUCCCAAAGUGGCAACCAAGAGUAACCUAUCUUUAGAAGAAGAUAAGUUGCAAGUAGAACCAGAAAAAAAGGACAGUGAAGACCAUGAGAUUGGACUAUGUAGCAAACCAGAGGUUCGAACUGACAGAGUACAGAAAAACUGCACAGGCCAAAGUCUCGGUGACAUAAACAUAGCUGAAUCAAAGAGAUCAUGCCACAUACAAGAACCUACAAGCCACAAUGAAGAGGAAGCAAAAUAUAACUCUGCAAAGGAUAGGGAAGUGAAGCGAGAUGCUCUGGAGACAAUAGAAGAAUUUGAGAAAAGGAAUGAGAACAUCUCAUGUGAAUUAAAGGAACCCACAGAGAAAAUUACAGAAAAUUUGAGCUUCACUGAACAAAAUCAGAGGAAUACUGCUUCCUGACACACCUCCAGUUGUACCAGUGAAUUCCCCCAUAUUUCUAUUUGUAAAAAACUCUGUUCAAGUGAAGUACUUCAUAGACUUAAGUCAACUUGGCAACAGCCAGAACUUUGUUACAUUUUAAUUUGAUCAGUAUAUUGUUCUCAGAGUGAGACCUAGAUUAUGUUUUAGCAAGUAUCAACCGUUUCAACCCAUUGAAAAAUUUUGUGGCAGAAUAAUUUUGAAAACCGAAGUCAUUUUGUAUAUAUGUGUUCAUAUACUGUUUGCAAGGAAAAUAAAGGCUUUCAUGACACGUUUUCCUAUAUUGUUCCAUGUUCCUCUCCGCUGAAGAAAUGGGAUAAAGCUGCACUACAUCUCUCAUGCCCAUUAACAUUUUUAACAUUCUGAAUAGCAACUGAAAAGCAAGCAAUAAGCUCCAUAUAGAGAUAAAACCAAAAACUUUGAUAGCAGGUUGGAUUCAGCCAGGAUUUCCACUGGUGAGAACAGGUGGGUGCUCCCCUUGGCUUAGCAUUGUUGGAUCUGCAUGUAUAAACAGUGUGGGAAAUGGGAAAUUGGAUAAGAUUGAGUUGAAAAAGUCAGCUGGAUCUGAGACUUUGUGUUAAUUAGCCUCUCAUGCACUUUAACUCCUGUGUAUUAAUCAGCAAGAUUCAAGCAAAAUGAAGCGCAGCUUAAUCCCAUUUCUUCAGCUGAGAGGAACAUGGAACUACAUAGGAAAAUCAUGCCAUGAAAGCUUAUAUUAUACAGAAUAUUAUUUGAAAACACAGAAAUUCUGAACCACUCUGACAACCACUAUGUCAGAUUACACAGAGAAGCCACUGAUAUCUACAAAAACAUGGACAAUUUCAGCAGAAAGGAAGAAACUAUGAAAAGGAACAAAAUUUGGCUACCAGUACUGAAAAAUACUAGAAUCAAGACAGGGACUAAUGAAUACCACCAAGACACAGGAUGUCUCCAGACAGUAAGCAAUCAAAGGGAUCAAAAGGCCAGGCUACUAUGCAGAUACCCUCACUAAUUGAUUAUGCUUUCUUCAUGCUUACAUGCUAAAAUGGGUGGAUCCCA